AUGUUGCGUGGAUUCGUUUAUUAUGGCGAGCAGUUUGUUGAAGUACCGGAUGAGACGGUAACACUUAAAGACAUUUGCCAAUCCUUUGGAAUUACGGGAGAUCUCACCGGUGUUUGUGUGAGAAACCGCGCUAGUGCCCGAGUCGUGGCAACACUGCCGUUUGAAUCACUUCCCGCAACGGAUAGUUUACGCGGAGAUGAAGACAAUAUAUACGAUCUUUGUACUCCAGGCGAUCACAAUAGUUAUCAUAAUAAUAAUAAUAAUAAUAAUAAUAAUAAUAAUCAGGAUCCAUAUAGUAAUAGGGUCCCUGAUGAUGAUGAUAAUAAUAAUAAUAAUAAUAAUAAUGGGGAAGAUACACCCACAACAGAUGAUAUGACGGAGAUAUUGAGACAAUUAGUACAAUUGGGCGCAGCGUCACUUCUCACAAUGACGUCUGGAGCGCAAUCAUCAUUUGAAUCUUAUGAUCCCCGCACAUCGCCUGGACUCUUAUUGCGCACGAUUUACCCCUCAUCUAUUUAUUCACCCUAUCGACACAGUGGAGAUCCACUGAACACACAAGAUAGACUUUCAAUGGGAACAACAAUAUCAUCAUCAACAACAUCAACAGCAGUGGUGAAUAAAUUAACGGGUCCACCGUAUAUUAGUGCUGUAGAGCCUUACGUGGUAGAAGAGGCAACAGAGGCGUUAUUGCAGCAACGCCCAGAUCUCAUACCGCAGACAGAGGAGGAGGCACAAGAUAUUCUGCAGGGUCUAAUGGCAGCCGCUACACAAGCAAAGGCAAUGAUGGCAAUGGCUAAUGUAGAGGAAGAACAACGUGGACCGGUGGAUGUAAAGCCUAAUAUUCAACAAAUGGGUAUUUAG
This is a messenger RNA of Trypanosoma theileri, 861 nucleotides long. RefSeq lists its product as uncharacterized. NCBI's taxonomy places the organism in Eukaryota, Euglenozoa, Kinetoplastea, Trypanosomatida, Trypanosomatidae. The coding region runs from base 1 to 861 and encodes 286 amino acids. The transcript has a single exon. The record is from RefSeq and is a predicted model, not a curated record.